Messenger RNA from Bolinopsis microptera, 576 nucleotides. RefSeq lists its product as uncharacterized. The transcript is spliced from 4 exons. The record is from RefSeq and is a predicted model, not a curated record. Lineage: Eukaryota; Metazoa; Ctenophora; Tentaculata; Lobata; Bolinopsidae. Bases 32 to 388 code for a protein of 118 amino acids.
UAUUUAUAGAUUGAAUGAUUGAAGAAACGAAAUGAAUUACAUCAAAUUUAUUCUGACAGCAACAUUAGUAACUUUAGUGAGUUGUGAGUUAGAGUGCUACACAUGUCAAACCAACGAAAAUCCCUUGAAAGAACGCUUCAUCUCAGCGGAAUGCGAUCUUAAGAAGAAAUGUGGAAGUCAGAAGUACUGUGUCGCAAUGACUUACAAAUACAACGGAUUAAGUUAUCAGAAAAGAGGCUGUAUGGAAUCAGACCAAGACUACCAGUGUAACAUGUUGUGGUCCAACUGUCAGAGAGAGUUUUGUCUGAAGGAUCUUUGCAACUCGUCUAAUAAAACCUACCUACCUUCCUUAACAUUCCUUAUUAUAUUUCAAGCGAUCUUUACAUGAAAUGGUAACCUGGUAACCUGAUAGCCUGGUAACCUGGUAACCUGGUAACCCUGUAAUUUUAUAUUCGCGUGAGAUGACGAGAUUUUCCAGUUUUCAAUUCAAAUAAUGAGUGACCAAUAUGAAACGGUGAUGGUUACUGUGGUAAUACUAUGAUAAUACCAUGGUAACGGUAUGGUUACUGUGGUAAU